AAGCAAGACAGAGCUUAUAUUGCACUUGUUUGGUUCACUAACCCUCUUUACAAUGGCCAGUGGAAGAGGUAGUUGCAUGAAGGUGUUGUGUUUCUCUCUCUUGAUUGCCUUGUGCUCUACUGCCAUUCAUGGUUCCACAACUCAUGUGGUUGGUGAUUCUAAUGGCUGGGGCUUCUCAGUUUCCUACACUGACUGGGCUGAUGGCAAAGAUUUUGUUGCUGGAGAUACUCUAGUGUUUAACUAUAACCAAGGACAACACAACGUGGUACCAGUAAAUGCAGCAGCUUAUAGGAGUUGCAAGGCCCCAAGUAAUAGCAAACCAGCAACCAGUGGAAAUGACAAAGUCACUUUGAAGAAAGGCCCUAACUAUUUCCUUUGCAGCCUUCCAGGCCAUUGUCAAGCAGGGAUGAAGCUCCUGGCCAAUGCAAGUUAAGAGAGAGAAACCUAUCCCUAAAUAAGUGUCAAUACAAACCAUAUAUAAAUAUAGUGUAUGCUCUAAGUAUUGAGCCUAAGUGGUGAUCUCUAUGUGUAUGUGCACUAAAUAAAUGAUCAAUGGCUUGGAUGACAGUACUUAAUCCUC
Molecule: messenger RNA, 580 nt
Organism: Amborella trichopoda
Lineage: Eukaryota; Viridiplantae; Streptophyta; Magnoliopsida; Amborellales; Amborellaceae
Product: basic blue protein
Cellular component (GO): plasma membrane
Molecular function (GO): electron transfer activity
Source: RefSeq, a predicted model, not a curated record